GCGCGCGGCAGGCCCUCUCUCCCGCCUCCGCCGGCCGCUCGCCGACCCGCAGCCGCUCUCGGGCUCCGGCUGGGUCUCGCGCGCUCGGGCGCUGCUGGGUCUCUUCGUGAGAGACCUUGCGCCUUUCGGCGCACGCCGUACCCCUGCCUCGAGGCGCGGGGUCUCGUGGGCCCCGCUCCCGCCCUCCGCUCGCCUGGCCCGGACCGGAAGCGGCGCCGCACGGCCUGGGCCUGGCGCGGGGGGCGGGCACCGGGGCCCGGUCGGACAUGGGCAAGAAGCACAAGAAGCACAAGUCGGACAAACACCUCUACGAGGAGUAUGUAGAGAAGCCCUUGAAGCUGGUCCUCAAAGUGGGAGGGAACGAAGUCACCGAGCUCUCCACGGGCAGCUCCGGGCACGACUCCAGCCUCUUAGAAGACAAAAACGAUCAUGACAAACACAAGGACCGAAAGCGGAAAAAGAGAAAGAAAGGAGAGAAGCAGGUUCCAGGGGAGGAAAAGGGGAGAAAACGGAGACGAAUAAAGGAAGAUAAAAAGAAGCGAGAUCGGGACCGUGUGGACAACGAGGCAGAAAAAGACCUCCAGUGUCAGGCCCCUGUAGGAUUAGACUUGCCUCCUGAGAAGCCUCUUGCAAGCUCUUUAGCCAAACAAGAAGAAGUAGAACAGACACCGCUUCAAGAAGCUUUGAAUCAACUGAUGAGACAACUGCAGAGGAAAGACCCAAGUGCUUUCUUUUCAUUUCCUGUGACUGAUUUUAUUGCUCCCGGCUACUCCAUGAUCAUUAAACACCCAAUGGAUUUUAGUACCAUGAAAGAAAAGAUCAAGAACAAUGAUUACCAGUCCAUAGAAGAACUAAAGGAUAACUUCAAACUAAUGUGUACUAAUGCUAUGAUUUACAACAAACCAGAGACCAUUUAUUAUAAAGCUGCAAAGAAGCUGUUGCACUCAGGGAUGAAAAUUCUUAGCCAGGAGAGAAUUCAGAGCCUGAAGCAGAGCAUAGACUUCAUGGCAGACUUGCAAAAAAGUCGAAAGCAGAAAGAUAGAACAGACACCUCGCAGAGUGGGGAGGACAGCGGCUGCUGGCCAAGAGAGAGGGAAGACUCUGGAGACACUGAGGCACAAGGCUUCAAGAGUCCCAAUAAGGAAAAUAAAAAGAAAGACAAAGAUGUACUUGAAGAUAAAUUUAAAAGCAAUAACGUAGAAAGAGAGCAGGAGCAGAUUGACCGCAUUGUUAAGGAAUCUGGAGGAAAGCUGACCAGGCGGCUUGUUAAUAGUCAGUGUGAAUUUGAAAGGAGAAAACCAGAUGGAACAACAACAUUGGGACUUCUCCAUCCUGUGGAUCCUGUUGUAGGAGAACCAGGCUACUGCCCUGUGAGACUGGGAAUGACAACUGGAAGACUUCAGUCUGGAGUGAAUACUUUGCAGGGGUUCAAAGAAGAUAAAAGGAACAAGGUAACUCCAGUGUUAUACUUGAAUUAUGGACCCUACAGUUCUUAUGCACCACAUUAUGACUCCACAUUUGCAAAUAUCAGCAAGGACGAUUCUGAUUUAAUCUAUUCAACCUAUGGGGAAGACUCUGACCUCCCGAGUGAUUUCAGCAUCCAUGAGUUUUUGGCCACAUGCCAAGAUUAUCCAUAUGUUAUGGCAGAUAGUUUACUGGAUGUUUUAACAAAAGGAGGACAUUCUAGAACCCUGCAGGAGUUGGAGAUGUCAUCUCCUGAAGAUGAAGGCCAAACUAGGAUACUUGACACAGCAAAAGAAAUGGAGCAGGUUACAGAAAUCGAACCAACAGGGCAUUUAGACUCCAAUAAUCAAGACAGGCUUACAGCACUGAAAGCAGUAGCAAACUUUGGAGCUCCAGUUGAAGUUUUUGACUCGGAAGAAGCUGAAGUGUUCCAGAGGAAACUUGAUGAGACCACCAAACUGCUCAGAGAGCUCCAGGAAGCCCAGAAUGAGCGUUUGAGCACCAGACCCCCUCCCAACAUGAUCUGUCUCUUGGGUCCCUCAUACAGAGAAAUGCAUCUUGCUGAACAAGUGACCAAUAACCUUAAAGAACUUGCACAGCAAGUAACUCCGGGUGAUAUUGUAAGCAUGUAUGGAGUCCGAAAAGCAAUGGGGAUUUCCAUCCCCUCCCUGGUGGUUGAAAACAACUUUGUAGAUUUAACAGAAGAUUUUGAAGAACCUAAAAAGACUGAUGUUACUGAGUGUGGACCUGAUGAGAUUUGAAGCUAACUGGUAUUUGAUUAUAUGUUAUGUAUAUAUUUUUUUCAUUCUUAACUUGGAAAUGCUUUUUCAGAAGAUACUAAAUAUUUGUAAAUUGUGUUUUUAAUUAAACUUUGGAACAAUUAAUUUUAAUGUUCCAGAGAUUGGACUGCUGUUAGGUAAUAAAGCUGAACCUGGGACUGUGAGCUGUAUUGUGCAUAUCAGCUAAGUACCCCUUCACCUUUCCCUGGGGCUAAAUCUGAGGAUGAAAUGAUACAGAAAAGCUCAAAAAAUAAAACAGCCUUUUUAUGACCAUCCAUUAAAAGAA
Mesoplodon densirostris (Blainville's beaked whale) is the source of this 2529-nucleotide messenger RNA. It is a transcript of the gene BRD7, whose product is annotated as bromodomain containing 7. Lineage: Eukaryota; Metazoa; Chordata; Mammalia; Artiodactyla; Ziphiidae. Bases 267 to 2225 code for a protein of 652 amino acids. The transcript is spliced from 17 exons. Gene Ontology annotation, biological process: regulation of transcription by RNA polymerase II. Gene Ontology annotation, cellular component: nucleus. The record is from RefSeq and is a predicted model, not a curated record.